Messenger RNA from Lutra lutra (Eurasian river otter), 3549 nucleotides. RefSeq names its product myotubularin 1 (gene MTM1). The coding region runs from base 169 to 1980 and encodes 603 amino acids. The record is from RefSeq and is a predicted model, not a curated record. Gene Ontology annotation, biological process: dephosphorylation; negative regulation of autophagosome assembly; muscle cell cellular homeostasis. The transcript has 15 exons. Gene Ontology annotation, molecular function: phosphatidylinositol-3,5-bisphosphate 3-phosphatase activity. NCBI's taxonomy places the organism in Eukaryota, Metazoa, Chordata, Mammalia, Carnivora, Mustelidae. Gene Ontology annotation, cellular component: plasma membrane.
UUUUCUUUUUAAGAAUGCAGCUGGCACCUCUUUAGAAUAUUGGCACCACGCACUAGCACUUUCUUUCUGUUUCUGUCUGAGGAGCAAGGAAUCGUAAAGGAGCUCUUGGUUGGUGUGAGGUGGCCGAAAGCUCCCUGAGUUUGGAUUCCGGACGCCAGAGUUUCCAAUAUGGCUUCUGCACCAACUUCUAAAUAUAAUUCACACUCCUUGGAGAAUGAGUCUAUUAAGAGGACUUCUAGGGAUGGAGUUAAUCGGGACCUCAGUGAGGCUGUUCCUCGACUUCCAGGAGAAACUCGUAUCACUGACAAAGAAGUUAUUUACAUAUGUCCUUUCAAUGGCCCCAUUAAGGGAAGAGUUUACAUCACAAAUUAUCGUCUUUAUUUAAGAAGUUUGGAAACGGAUUCUGCUCUAAUACUUGAUGUCCCUCUGGGUGUGAUCUCCAGAAUUGAAAAAAUGGGAGGCGCGACAAGUAGAGGCGAAAAUUCCUAUGGUCUAGAUAUUACUUGUAAAGACAUGAGAAACCUGAGGUUCGCGCUGAAACAGGAAGGCCACAGCAGAAGGGAUAUGUUUGAGAUCCUCACAAGAUACGCCUUUCCCUUGGCCCACAGUCUGCCCAUAUUUGCAUUUCUAAAUGAAGAAAAGUUUAACGUGGAUGGGUGGAUGGUUUAUAACCCAGUCGAAGAAUACAGAAGGCAGGGCUUGCCCAAUCACCACUGGAGAAUAACUUUUAUCAAUAAGUGCUAUGAACUCUGUGACACUUACCCUGCUCUCUUGGUGGUUCCAUAUCGUGCCUCAGAUGACGAUCUCAGGAGAGUUGCAACUUUUAGAUCCAGAAAUCGGAUUCCAGUGCUGUCAUGGAUUCAUCCAGAAAACAAGACCGUCAUCGUGCGUUGCAGUCAGCCCCUUGUUGGUAUGAGUGGUAAACGGAAUAAAGAUGAUGAGAAGUAUCUCGAUGUUAUCAGGGAGACUAACAGACAAAUUUCUAAACUCACAAUCUAUGAUGCAAGACCCAAUGUAAAUGCAGUGGCCAACAAGGCAACAGGAGGAGGAUAUGAAAGUGAUGAUGCAUACCAUAACACCGAACUUUUCUUCUUAGACAUCCAUAACAUUCAUGUCAUGCGGGAAUCUUUAAAAAAAGUCAAAGACAUUGUCUAUCCUAACGUGGAAGAAUCUCACUGGCUAUCCAGUUUGGAGUCUACUCAUUGGUUAGAACACAUCAAGCUCGUCCUGACGGGAGCCAUUCAGGUAGCAGACAAAGUUUCCUCGGGGAAGAGCUCGGUGCUCGUGCACUGCAGCGACGGGUGGGACAGGACCGCGCAGCUGACGUCCCUGGCCAUGCUGAUGCUGGACAGCUUCUAUCGGAGCAUCGAGGGCUUUGAAAUACUGGUACAGAAAGAAUGGAUAAGUUUCGGACAUAAAUUUGCAUCUAGAAUAGGCCAUGGUGAUAAAAACCACGCCGACGCUGACCGGUCUCCUAUUUUCCUCCAGUUUAUUGACUGUGUAUGGCAGAUGUCGAAACAGUUCCCUACAGCUUUUGAAUUCAAUGAACGAUUUUUGAUUACAAUUCUGGAUCAUCUGUAUAGUUGCCGGUUUGGGACUUUCUUAUACAACUGUGAAUCUGCGCGAGAAAAACAGAAAGUUACAGAACGAACAGUAUCUUUGUGGUCGCUGAUCAACAGUAAUAAGGACAAGUACAAAAAUCCCUUCUAUACUAAAGAGAUCAAUCGAGUUUUAUAUCCAGUCGCCAGUAUGCGCCACUUGGAGCUUUGGGUGAAUUACUACAUUAGAUGGAACCCCAGAAUCAAGCAACAGCAGCCCAACCCCGUGGAGCAGCGCUAUGUGGAGCUCUUGGCCUUGCGUGACGAAUACAUACAGCGGCUCGAGGAGCUGCAGCUCGCCAGCUCGGCCAAGCUCUCCGACCCCUCGACCUCGCCGUCCGGUCCGUCCCAGAUGAUGCCCCACGUGCACACUCACUUCUAGGAGGGAGCCCCGGUGCUGCGCCAGAGCUCCGAGUAAAGGAGAGACUUGACUUUCACUUGGGGGCCUCUGUACAAAGUAGAUUAAAACAUUUGCCUCCGUGUAGAACUUGAACUAACAUAAUCUUAAACUCUUGAAUAUGUGCCUUCUAGAAUACAUAUUACAAGAAAACUAGUGUCUACAGGGCAAUCAGAAGAAAGGAGCCAAGAUGGGGUUGUGGAAAAUCCUGACACCUUUCAAGGACAGUUUUUGAAAGAGAAAAUUGAAAUUGAGUUGACCUCUUUCGAAAUACUGUGUCUACAAUAUGUAUUUUGUGGGCCUAAUUGGAACGACAUUAUUUUAAACUGAAGUGAAAAAAAAAUAGGUUUGUGAACCGGAUUUUCCUUGGGCUGCUUCUCAUAGUUGCUUUGGUGUAAAACGAGCCCAAAUGUGAGAGAUGUUGUUGCCAAAACCAAAUUGAGCUCAUCCUUUGAGGCGUCAUCCAAAAGCAAGGUGUUGAAAUAAUUGCCAAACUUUAUACCAUCGUGAGUGGUGGCUUAAAGAGAAAUAGCUGCGUAGAUGAGUUUUUCGUUCUUUUGAAAUUUUGGAAUCUGAAGUGUUUUCCCGUAAUUUUGAAGAGGAGCAUAUUUUUAUAUUACACUGAUGGGGCCCAGUCGAAUAUGAUUUGAUUUUUUUUUUAACUUUUUGCCAGUUCUGUUUUCUAAGUUCUUCUAUCAGCUUGCCUGAAAUUCUGACCCAUUUUCAGGUUGUGGAAAAGCCCUUAGCACCGUUGGAAGAUGUCAGGGGCACUGUGCUGCUUAGGUGAAUGUUUUUGCAAACGUCGCUCUAGUCUGACCAGCUUAUCCGCCAAAGUGUAGGGCUGGCCAUCUAGGAUGCAUGAGCUGUCGCUAGAGCAUCGUCCUUUGAAAUCAAAGCCGCAGAUGUACAUUUGUCGAGCGUGCGUGGUGUUGGAUGCCCCUCCCCCCAAGUGUGCAUUAAACUGGUUCUACACAUUUUUACUUGAAAUGUACCCGGCAGUUUGUGUUUUCAGGUUUUGGGGGAGUUUUGUUUUGUUUUUGUUUUUGUUUUUUUGUUUUUGUUUUUGUUUUGUAGUCAUAGUGCUAGUGGUAAAUGAAGUUUCAAAUACAGUUCUAUUUGAUAGCUGAACUAAUUCAUUUAGUUACGUAUAUUUGUAAAAGUUAAGGCUAGAGUUAAAACAAUUAAUGUUUUCCAGUGAUUUGUAAAGGACUAUUUAUAGCUAAUAUGGUUUUGUUUUCAAUGAAUUAAGAGAGAUUAAAUAUAUCUUUGUAAAUUAUUUUAUGUCACAGUUUAAUUGGUCUACCAAAUAAGACAUCUCAAAUACAGUAGUAUCAUGUAUAAAUUUUGUAUGUAUAAGAAAUUUUAUUAGACAUUCUCUUGCUUUUUGUAAACGCUGUAAAUAUUUCAUAAAUUAACAAAGUGUCACUCCAUAAAAAGAAAAAAGCAAAUACUAAUAGCUUAAAGGAUUUUGUGAAAUGUCAUGAAAAUCAUCAUGACAAUAAUGACUAAAGACCUGCUGUAAUAAAUGUAUUAACUAAAAUAGCACUCUGUUUU